CUUCUUCACCUCGGACUCGUGCCCAACAGUGCUCUGGAUCUUACUGACUUGUCCAAGUACCUACCGAGAUAUCUCAACCACUAGGUAAACACGCCGGAGGAUGGCUACAGCUCCAACAACGACCGGCUCUAUCCCGAGGUCUGAAUGGGAUUGGCAGGGGAGGCUAGCUCAACUGCAAAGACGGUUCUACGCACAUAAGGAUAGACCAAAACGCGACAUUGAUGACUCGGACUAUGACUCAGAAGAGGACGAAGACGAGGAGCUUGUACCCUGGGAGACUCUCCAACGUGCAUGCAUGGUCGCGAACAAAGCCCAGGUGACAGGACAUCCGGACACGCCAACCAUUCUCGAGCGGGUGCAGGAGCUACACACCAAAGUCAUACAAGUCUCCAUCUCCAAUAGGUGGCGCCCUACUUCCCUGAAGAGCUUUGCAGAUAGGCCGGGCACGCUGGUCAAGGACUCGAUGCACGCGUUCAUGGGACACGCGAACGGAGAUGCGAUGGCUAACGCUAUGGCAAACUUCUUUGGGGGCCUUGUGGGCAGGCCGGAAUCUCCAACGAGUCAGGCUGUACGUACCAUUCUGCCAUGGAAGAAAGAACAGCAGCCCCAUCCGGCAUCCACGCGUCUCUCGCGCUUUCGCUCUAGGCUAGAGUUCCCUUCCUCGUCGACCCAUCCCCUAGCAACUGCAGUCCUCCAGGCGCGCUGUGAAGUCUAUGACGACUUCAUCUUGGAGCCCUGCCGGAUGGCACUCUCGGACAGCGGCGGCUGUCUUGCAGUGAUCUCGAAUGCUGGGUACAAACAGCGCGAUCCGUUGCUGCAAUAUUGGCUCCCGAAUGCGGAUGCGAAUUUCAAACAGGAGGCUCUCAUCCCACCACUCAUUGAGCCGGGCAUCAACAUCGUGCUUGACGACGAGCGCGAACUCAUGUUUGUCGCAGACCGCGACCGCAUCAAAUCCUUCUCGUGGGCAGACAAGUCGAGCCGCCCGGUGCACAGCAUGAACUGUAUGAAGACGCAUCGAGGUCCGCUCAUAGUACUACCUGGUGGCCGCUUACUCCGCGCCGACGACGGGUCUGCCCUAUCUUGGACACUCGACGAAUUACCGACACACGGUUCUGGUCCAAACUACUCGCGGAUCGGUCUAGGCAGGUAUAGCUGGGCAAACUGUAUGCGCGACCGCAACGACGACCAAGAGGAAUACAGCACGGGGAGCCUGCCGAGCACGACCGUGCCCUUGCGCUUCCACCCGCGCACGUUAUACCUACACAAGCCUAGUGGGCAUGUCCUCGCGGGCGAGGACCCCAGCAAAGGAUACGGUUGCGUUGCGCUCGACCUCGAGCAUGGCGGUGCCGUGGCGGCGCGCUAUCUUGGCCAUGCUGGAACAAUCGCCGACUUCUCCACCAGUGAGGGCGAUGCGAACGCCUUCUUGACGGCUGCUGGGGAUGGCUAUGCGAGGUUGUAUGACCGCCGGAGGCCACUGCCUGUCCUGACGUUCGACGUCGAGAAGCGCGAGUCGGCACUCAUGGCCGCGGUUCUCGUGCAUAUCGAUGGUAUACCGAUCAUGUUCUCGGGCGGCAACAGAUCAGCAGGCAUCAAAUGCUGGGACGUCCGCGCAAAGAAGUGCGUAUACGAGCUCAGCACCGGGAACACUACCGUCGGGGGACUCGCCUGGUCAUCCGCGCAGUCAACGCUCUACGCCGCCACCGCAAGUCCGUAUCUCGACUGGAAGGGUGGUUAUUCGAGCUACAGCGAGUUGCAUAUGCCCGAGGUUGCGGACAUCUUGCCGCCCAAGACGCGUCGCCCCGGCCGCAAGGUGUUCUGGCCCGACCGUGCGAUCCACGUCGAGAAUGCAUUUGGUUAUGUUUAUGAUGCGGGGAUGCACGCCAUGUUGAGGUAUGCGUUCAAAGAGCAGCCCAAACUCGAUGUGUUGCCGGAGUACGGGGAUGGUCGACCAGGGCGCGAUGAUUAUGGCUCCCUGUUCUGAUGCUUUGACAGUCUCAUCCUUCACCAAUGUUUAUCUCUAUCAGAUUCUAUUGCUCGACCUCGCGCCUUCGCGCCUUACGAAUCACUACUGUAUUGUUGCCGCGGUAUCUGUAGAAGCUCGUCUUCCCCUUGUACACGAUGUAUCAUAGCAGUGUAGUAUAGCACGAAUAUUGUACAUGUAACAUAUAGCAUGACUUUGCUGCCGCAAACUCUGCCUUCUCCUGUCUGAGGACAAUAGGGAUGCGUGAAGUUCUGGUCGGACGCUCUCGUUCAAGUGUCAGUCGG
Rhodofomes roseus is the source of this 2265-nucleotide messenger RNA. RefSeq lists its product as uncharacterized. Lineage: Eukaryota; Fungi; Basidiomycota; Agaricomycetes; Polyporales; Fomitopsidaceae. Gene Ontology annotation, molecular function: protein binding. The transcript is spliced from 5 exons. Bases 101 to 1981 code for a protein of 626 amino acids. The record is from RefSeq and is a predicted model, not a curated record.